AUGGUCUCAGACGACAACUCGCCACAGCUCGUAUCGGACUUUUUUCCGGGAACAGUCCUCCUUGUUGACCUUGAUGGCACCUUGGAAACUCGCCAUGCUCAAGCCCACCGAGAUAUCGUCCUUGUACCAACACCUUCUGAUGAUCCCGAUGAUCCGUUGAAUUGGAGCAGGUGGAGAAAGACUUUACUCAUGACAACUCUAUGCGUAUACUGCCUUGCCGUUGGUAUUGCUUCGGCCGCAAUUUACUCCGUCCUUGUUCCAAUCUCAGCUGCCACUGGCCUCACUGUCGGUGAUCUGAACUAUGGAACUGGAUACAUGUUCUUGACCUUUGGCUGGGGAUGUCUGAUUUGGCAGCCUCUGGCACAGAAGUUUGGCAAACGCCCUGUGUACCUUUUGUCCUUAUUGGGAACAACCGUCCUCCAAGGGACCUUUGGUGCUCCGAUCGAGUCACUCUGCGAAAUCUCCGUAUCAGAUGUCUACUUUGCACACGAAAGAGGCACCUAUAUCGCUUAUUACGCUUUGUUCCUCGGAGGCUCAAACUGUGUUGCACCUGUCAUCUCUGGCUUCAUCAACGACGGGCAAGGUUGGGAAUGGGUGCUGACAUUCCUCGACAAAAUCAAGAUUUUCCGAAGCGAGCACGUUCAAGGCAGCGUUCCCCUCAAGGGCAUGCUAAUUCGGCCCUUCAAGUACUUCUCCCUGUCCAUUGUUGUGUUCUGUGGCUUCAUGUACGGCGCUGUUGUUUGCUACUUCAAUGCCCUCAAUGGAACAGCGUCGAUCAUUCUCUCGGCUCCUCCGUAUUCGUUCAAGCCAAGCUCUGUUGGUCUUUGCUACAUCGCUAACGUCGUUGGAGUCUUUCUCGGGUCAUUCUUUUCUGGUCCAGGUGGAGACAAGCUCGUCCUAUACCUGACCCGCCGUAACAACGGCAUCCGAGAGCCUGAAUACCGCCUCUGGCUUUAUGCUGUUCUGCUCCUACUCGUACCGGGUGGAUUACUACUCUGGGGCGUCGGAGCUGCUCAUCAAGUUCGCUGCUGUCAGAUUCCCCUUAGUUACUGCAUCGACUGCUAUACCGAACUUGGCUCUGAUGCCAUUGUCACAAUCAUUCUGAUUCGCAACACAAUGAGCUUUGCCAUGGGCUAUGGCGUCACUCCCUGGGUCACAGGAAUGGGCUAUCAGAGCGCUUUCCUUGUUGCAGCCUUUGUUGCGAUGGCGCAGUUUUCUCUUGCUUUUGUCUUCAUCAAGUAUGGCAAACAACUUCGACGUAAGAGCACUGCGAGCUAUUUCAAGUACCUCAAGCAGGUCAAGAACGACGGUCUUAUUCACUAG
This is a messenger RNA of Fusarium subglutinans, 1323 nucleotides long. RefSeq names its product major facilitator superfamily transporter. NCBI's taxonomy places the organism in Eukaryota, Fungi, Ascomycota, Sordariomycetes, Hypocreales, Nectriaceae. Gene Ontology annotation, molecular function: transmembrane transporter activity. The transcript has 8 exons. The record is from RefSeq and is a predicted model, not a curated record. Gene Ontology annotation, biological process: transmembrane transport. The coding region runs from base 1 to 1323 and encodes 440 amino acids.